AUGAGCCGAUACGCGCUGCUCGCCUGCUGCCUGCUGCUCGGCGCGCGCGCAGCCCCCCGCGCAGCCCCCCGCGCCCUCCGCGCAGCACCCGCCCUCGACGACAUAGACCUCGACGUCGUCGAGCCCGACGCGCCCCCCGCACCCCCCGCGCCCCUCGCCCCCGUCCCGGACGACCUGCAGCUGAAGCGCCUCGACGAGAACUCCAACGACUACAUCCCCGACCCCAACUCUGAGGGCGGCCAGAGGAAGGUGCCCCUCGACCUCAAGAACCCCGGGCCGCCGCAGCGCCAGGAGCACGAGACCCAGAACCCCGGCCACUAUGGCGGCCAGGAGCGCGCACUCAUCGCCAUCCAGGAGAAGCUGGACCGCGCGCGCGGCAUCUUCGAGGAGCAGAUCAGGAGCAUGUCCGCCAGCUUCGAUGCCCUCGUGCACGGCUCCGACAACCUGCCCGUCAUCCACGAGCAGGUGAGGCACCUCAAGACCUCGUUCUCGUCCCAGCUCGACGAGCUCAACGACACUAUCCAGACGUACGUCCAGCCCUGCGGCGAGGACCUCAAGACGAGCUUGCAGCCCGCCGACGAGCCCGCGGGCAUAGAGUCCAACCUGAAGGAAGUGCAGCAGAAUUUCGACAACGGCAUUAGCAUGAUAUCCGAGGGCCUCGAGCUGAUCUCCAUCCUGAAGGAGGAGGACGAGGCGGCCCUGAAGAUGCAGGCCAAGGACGACGCCGGGACCACCUCGACCACCACCCUCGCCCCCGCGACCGUCGCCCAGACCCAGGGCUUCUUCCAGAAUGCGUUCAACACGUUCAGCAACAUGAUGUCGAACAGUUUUCAGAAUUUUCAAAACGGAUUAUCCAAUCUGGCCGGCCAGGUGCAGCCCGCUGCACCGGCCGCCGCGCCGCCCGCCGCCGCCGGCGUGCAGGCGGACGCGCCGAAUGCGCCGGUCACUCAGCGACCGAUAGCUCAGGGUAUCCAAAACGUACAGAACUUCUUCUCGAAUAUUCUCAACCGGCCGCAGACGCCAGCCAUCCUGCAGCAGCCCAAUCAGCCGAGCAAUGCGGUGGGCGCCCAGCCCGCCCCGGCGCCGGCCAGUCCACCACAGCAGCAGGCCUCGCCCGUCCCCCAGGCCCAGCCCACAGCCCAGCCCCAGUCCGGGCCCAUCGCGCAGUUCAUUCAGAACAACCCCAUAGUCCAGCGCGUGACGAGCUUCCUCCGACCUCAACCGACGCCUCAGCCGGUGCCCCAGGCAACUCCACCGGUUGCCCAACCGUCGCAGCAGCCCGCCCAGCCGCAAGCCCAGCCCCUGACUCAACCCUCCGAGCCGCAAGCCCAACCGCAACCACCGAGCCAGCCCGCGAAGGCCCAACCUGCGGCUGAGGCCCAAGCGGCGCAACCGCAAGCGGCUAAACCACAGGCAGCGCAACCGCAAGCGGCCCAGCCACAGGCAGCACAACAGGUGGCCCAAACGGCCGCGGCGCAGCCUGGGCCCAUCCAGCAGAUAGUCCAGAAUAACCCCAUCAUCAGGGGUCUUCAGGCGGCCGUACAGCGCGUCCAGAGCCCCCGCCCUCAGGACCCCAGCAAGCCCAGGGAAAACGACGAGGAAAAAGGACACGGUGGCCACGGCGGCAACUACACCAACCAAGGCGAUAAUAACAUCGACAGCGGGGUAGCAGCCGGCGAGGUCGAGCACCUUGGACAAGAUGCAGUCACCCAGGAAGUAAAGGAACAGGAAAUCAAGGAGAGCCCAUCGGACGAAAAGACUGAAGCUUAGCUAUAGACUUUCUAUUUAUGUAAA
Molecule: messenger RNA, 1794 nt
Organism: Aricia agestis (brown argus)
Lineage: Eukaryota; Metazoa; Arthropoda; Insecta; Lepidoptera; Lycaenidae
Product: protein app1-like
Exons: 2
Coding region: 1-1770 (589 amino acids)
Source: RefSeq, a predicted model, not a curated record